This is a messenger RNA of Nannochloropsis gaditana CCMP526, 1470 nucleotides long. Its product is annotated as peptidyl-prolyl cis-trans isomerase d-like protein. The record is from RefSeq and is a predicted model, not a curated record. The transcript has a single exon. The coding region runs from base 1 to 1470 and encodes 489 amino acids. Gene Ontology annotation, molecular function: protein binding.
AUGGUAGCUGUAGCAGAGAAGGAAAAUACAAAACCCGAAAAUGUGUCCACUCCCCUUGUAGCUCUCUCCUCGUAUUCUGUCAACAAGGGAAGUGAUGAAGUAGUGGAGGACCUCACCUUACGGCCUAGCAAAGAGGACCGCUUAGCCCUGUGCGAGGCCCUCUAUAAAUGCACGGGUUCGUUCAAGCGCAUAGUCUCCCCUUUACUCCCUUAUCCGCUUGUCAUCAAUCGCCUACAUCGGGACUUUGUUGAAGCGCAGGAGAUGAGCGGAGGCUCGGCGAAGGAGGCCUUGAUGACUUUUGCCAUGAAGAUGGAGGAACCCGGCACCAAAGCUUUUUUAAGUGACGCCCAGGCUCAGAUUCGAGCGGAGCCAAAGGUGUACGCUCAGAACAUGGUGGAUGACGAAUGGAUUAGUGACUUCCAAUCUCAAGUGGAUUACGUACCGGGCCUGAGCAAGGGGAAGCGUCUGCUCGACUCCGAAGACGCCAAGCAGUUUGCCACUUUUGCCGAUGAGAUGAAAAGCGCCGGAAAUAAAUGUUUUGCAUCGCAAGAUUAUGAAAUGGCAUUGACGCGGUACACGCAAGGGGUUGAGCUUUUGCAGCAAGUCGAGUGCAAAGACGAGCAGCCUCAGCGACACUUGCUUGAGCUCUACACCGCGCUCUUGACCAAUCAAGCGAUCGCAGGCUUGAAAACAAGCGCUUGGCGCACGUCGCUUACCGCGUGCACUGCUUGCUUGUCAAUCAAUCCUCGGAACCUGAAAGCACGCGCACGGCGGGCGGAGGCUUACACUUGCCUGGGCGACAUGGAGGCCGCCGCCCUCGACUUGGAAGUGAUCCUGCGGUUGCAAGCCACAGAGUUGCUGGAAGACCACGAUCAAGACACGGCACAAGAGCUCUUAGCGGCCGCACAGAAGGAUGCCAGAAAGCUCUCGCAGAGGAUCGAGAGGAUGAAGAGGGAGGAAAGCGCGACCGCCAAGCGCAUGAUGGCCGGGGCGGACUUUACUGCGGAUCGACACAAGGAGAAGCCCCCCGCCCCGGACAUCCCGCAGCCUCCUUCCAUACUCUCGAGCUCGACAUCCCGCUCUCGCGCCACGGAUCCUCUGAGUGCUGCACGGCCGGUCUCAAGACUCUCCGCCAAGCCAGGCUCAGAGAAGCUCAUCGACGAGGUGGUCGCCCUGGAGAUCCAGCAAAGCCUCAUGUACAUAUACUCCCAGCCCGUCGUGCAGGGCGAGCUGAUCAUGCUCCGUAAGGCGGCGGACUACGAAUCAGGGCGAUUCGUGCAGCGAUUGCGGCCUUACCUGGCGAAGCUGUUGGCGGAGCCCAUCUUGGACAGGUACAGUUUCGGGAAGGGGGAGGAGGGAUACCGGAGGAUGGAGCGAGCCCUCGGCCAGCACGUGACAUCUAGCGCGGACGUCUGUGAGAACGCAAAAAGCCUCCUGGCGGUCUUGAUGGGGGACCUGCUCGAGGAGUGA